Messenger RNA from Cetraspora pellucida, 1791 nucleotides. Lineage: Eukaryota; Fungi; Glomeromycota; Glomeromycetes; Diversisporales; Gigasporaceae. The record is from the annotation of a GenBank genome assembly.
AUGCCUCCAGUCUCUUAUAUUAAUCGACGUAACACUAUUAGUGAGGCACUUAAAGAAUUAAAUAAUUACCCUUCUAACUCUAAACGGCCAAGUAUCAAUAGUGUUGCUAAAAGUUUUGGAAUCCCGGAAGCUACUCUUAGACGUGCCGUAAAAAAUGGCAACCCUCCUAACCGUACAGGCCCACCAACUAUACUUACCAAGCAUGAGGAGGAUCAACUUGCAGGCUAUUGUAUUAACGUCCAGAAGCUUGGGUUUGGCCUAACAAGAUCUGGCGUUAAUCAUUGUGUGAUGGAAAUCUUAAGAUUAAGCAAGCGAUCACACCCUUUUAAUAAUAAUGGACCGGGUCAUGAUUGGUGGGUGCGUUUCAUGAGAGAUCACCCUGAGCUAUCAUUUCGCACUCCCCAAGAGUUAUCAGAAGCACGAGCACAAAAGGCCAAUGCAACAAUUGUGAAAGAUUAUUUUGAAAAACUUGGCAAAAUAAUUAAUGAAAAUUCACUUACCGCUACACAGAUUUGGAAUAUGGACGAAACUGGUUUCGUCCUUAUUCCCAAAUCUGAAAAAGUUAUUGCACAAAAAGGUGCACGCCAGGUUCACAAAGUCGCACACGGAAAUACUACUGAACAUAUUUCAGUAGUAUCUACAAUUUCAGCCGCUGGUUCAUACAUACCGCCUUUAUUCAUUUAUAAAGGUGUUCGUGCAAUCCCCGGUCUAUUAGAUGGCGCACCUCCUGGAGCUGUUAUGGGUUUUACAGAUUCUGGGUACAUGAGAGAAGAUCUUUUUCAAAUGUACCUAAACCAUUUUAUUAAUUCCAUCCCACCUAUUCGACCAGUCCUAUUGAUACUUGAUGGCCACAAAAGUCACAUUAACUAUAUGAGUGUAGACUUUUGUCGCCAAAAUAAUAUUCUUCUCUUUGCUCUACUACCUCAUACGACGCAUGUUUUACAACCAUCCGAGAUUCCAUUUGUGAAAUUAAAAAAAGGAUUUAGUAAAGAAUGUGAUAAGUAUCAUACUAAUAACGGUAAAAUAGUAACUAAGCAUACCUUCGCGAAGAUUCUCGGUCCCGUUUUUAUUGAGGCCUAUACACCACUAGCAAUUUGCAAUGCCUACAGAACCACUGGCAUAUGGCCAUUUAAUCCUAGUGCGAUUAGUGUUGAUCGUUUAGACCCUUCUUUAUUAACUGAACAAUUUAAUGAACCCACCAACCCACCUUUAAUUUCGCCAUUACUUGCUCAAUCAAAUCAUUUUCAUUUUACUCGCCUAAAUGCUAAUAAUUUAAAGGAAGAACAUAUUACACUUAAAAAUGAAAAUGAUUUGUUAAGAUCUCAGGUUAAGAAACUAAGUGAGGAACUGAAAACUUAUAAGAACCCUGGGACAUGUGCAUUACGUUUAGCACUCAAGUAUCCAGUUUCUCAAGCUCAAAAUUCUCAAGCUCAAAAUUCUCAAGUUACACCUGAUCAUGAAAGAUCUGAAGACCAGCCUGAGCUUAUGUCGUCCCUGCCUAAAAAAAAGAGAAAGACACUUCCAUUUGCGCGGCUUUUAACUGAAGAGGAAAGUUGGCAUCAGUUAAAUGAGUUGAAUGAGGAAGCAGAACGAAAAGCUGAAGAAAUAAAGCGAAAAAAAGAGGCGGCGGCCCAAAAAAAAGAAGCAGUGGCCCAAAGAAAAGAAGCAGCAGCCAAAAAAAAAGAAGUGGCAGCCAAAAAAAAAGAGGCACUAGCUAAAAAAAAGGAAGCAGCCGCUCAAAAAAAAGGCGGUGCAACGACUAAUUCUAACACUAAAAGAAAAUCGGGUUAA